Messenger RNA from Bactrocera neohumeralis, 1283 nucleotides. RefSeq names its product putative carbonic anhydrase 3. The coding region runs from base 119 to 1189 and encodes 356 amino acids. The transcript is spliced from 4 exons. The record is from RefSeq and is a predicted model, not a curated record. Gene Ontology annotation, cellular component: cytoplasm. Gene Ontology annotation, molecular function: zinc ion binding; carbonate dehydratase activity. NCBI's taxonomy places the organism in Eukaryota, Metazoa, Arthropoda, Insecta, Diptera, Tephritidae.
UCAAAUUGUUUUAAUCUAAACGACAAUCAAUAAAAGCCGUGUUAUUUAAAUAGAAAUAAGUUAGGGAUUACCUUUAAAUCCUUGCUAUUCCAAGUUUAAAUCGCACAAUAAAGCCACAAUGGUAGAAUGUUCGUUGUGCUCGUUGCUGAAUUUUCUAUUCAAUUGCGUCUACCAUGUGAUCAGUUGCGCUUUGGACUACCCGCUCAUUGUGAUGGCGCUCAGUCUCCUAAUAGCGCUGGUUUUCAUCAUUAACAUUCAUACGGCCAUGUUGAUUUGUGAUUUUCGUUUUCCGGGUCGUGGAGCCUCAGGCGGAGGCAGUUGUGGUGCAGGUACAAGCGGUGGUGGUGGUGAAAGUAAAAGCUCCAUGAAUUUUGAUUAUGGUCCUGACAAUGGACCACACAAUUGGCGUUGCUCGGAUACGAAUCAGUCACCCAUAAAUAUUAUCGAUGAGAACGUACAAAGAUUUCCCAUACGUGAGUUACUCUGCUGGAAUCACUACGAUGAUUUACCCAAUGGCAUUAUGCUGGAGAAUAACGGACAUACAGUUGUGCUGCGCGCAUGCUUUUCGGGCAAUACACCCACCGUCAGCGGAGCUGAUCUGCUGGCCUGUUACACCUUUGUUGAGUUGUGCUUUCGCUGGAGUCUGCUGAGCAAUGAUGGCUCAGAACACAUGCUGAAUUAUCGCAAAUUUCCAUUAGAACUGCAGGCCAUGCAUCGCACCGGUCCGAGCGGUGAUUGCACAUCGAGUUAUGACUUAUUAAUGGUUGGCUACUUUUUCGAGGUGUCGGCGAAUAACCCUUACUUGGAUCCGCUUGUACAAAAUUUACAUCGUAUACAGAAACCCGGUUCCAAAAUCGAAAUUCCACCUUUUCCACUCUCUUAUCUACUAUAUCAAUUUCGUACCGGCUUUUACAGUUAUGGCGGUUCGCUGACUGAGCCACCCUGUUAUCAAGGUGCCGAAUGGUUUCUCUUUCCCGAACCCUUAGCGAUUAGCGAACGCCAAUUGAACGAAUUCCGUCAGUUGCUCUCGAAGGAUGGUAAAACACGCAUUCUGCGCAAUUCACGUCCAGUUCAAAGUAUCAAUUGCACACGUGUGGUCAACUUAAAUCAAUAUAAUCCCAUUGAUGCUUACCAGAUGGAGCCGCCCGUGUCUGAGGUGCAGGGUGAGGAUGAAGAAUGUUUUGAAUAGAAAGAAGUUGCUAUGCCAAGCAUGAAACACUCAGGAUCUCAUAUAAUAUUCACUUCUAUAUUUGUAAAUUUGUUUUACAAAUAGCGCAAAUAUA